AUGGGUAUAUUCAUUCCUCAUUCCAAGCUCGAGAAUCUGAAAGCUUACAAAACAUCCUACUUUGUCAAUUACAGGUAUCAAAGUGAGGACCGCUCGCUGGUGACAAAAUAUGUUUUGAAACCGUUUUGGACUCAGUUUGCCAAAAUCUUUCCAUUAUGGAUGGCACCAAAUCUGAUCACAUUAUCAGGUUUGGGCUUCAUUAUUGUCAAUGUUCUAACGGUUCUCUACUAUGACCCCACUUUUUCCGGAAACUCACCCAAGUGGGCGUAUUUCACAUAUGCACUCGGUCUUUUCCUGUACCAGACAUUUGACGCCUGUGAUGGCCAGCAUGCACGGAGGACGGGUCAAAGUGGUCCAUUGGGCGAACUUUUCGACCACUGCAUCGACUCUCUGAACACUACGCUAUCGAUGAUGGUAUUCUGCUCUACUGUAGGCACUGGAUUGACUUUUAUGAUGAUCCUUUCGCAAUUUGCAUUGCUGUGUAACUUUUACCUCAGCACCUGGGAGGAAUAUCAUACGCACCUGCUAUUCCUGAGCGAGUUUUCAGGCCCAGUGGAAGGAAUUUUGAUGAUUGUAUUGUCUUUCAUUCUCACAGGAAUUCUUGGCCCCCAAGCCCUGUGGCAUCAAUUGAUCUGCAAGAUCCAGGUCGGUGGUUUCACGUUCGAAGUGGAAAGCGUGCAUGUACUCUUUGCCGUUUGUGGCGUUGGUCUGCUUUUCAACAUCUUUUCCUCGAGAAGAAACGUCGUGGAUCAUUAUAAGAAAGAGAGUGCUACGGCCAAGGAAGCACAGGCAAAAAUUACCUGGGCGACUGUUGGAUUGGUGCCAUUUUUUGGGUAUUUUGCGAGUGUUUUUUUGCUGAUAGCCGUCGAUCCAGAGACUAUAUCGCUACCGUUUAUCCUCUCCAUUGGACUUACCCUUGCCUUCACCGUGGGAAGAAUUAUUGUAUGCCAUUUGACCAAGCAAGAAUUCCCCAUGAUUAAUCCCCCCAUGGUGAUCCCUCUUCUGCAGUUCGUGAUCAAGCUUUUGCUGGUACGCGUUCUAAAAUACGAAAGGUCGAUUGUUUUGCCUGCUGUGAAUUGGUUUGGGUUUGGCCUAACCGUGGGUAUCCACGCGAUGUUCAUAACUGAAGUCAUUUACGAAUUCACCUCUUUUCUCGACAUUUACGCACUAUCGAUUAAACAUCCCAAGAAAUCGGCGUAA
Molecule: messenger RNA, 1200 nt
Organism: Lachancea sp. 'fantastica'
Lineage: Eukaryota; Fungi; Ascomycota; Saccharomycetes; Saccharomycetales; Saccharomycetaceae
Source: the annotation of a GenBank genome assembly